Molecule: messenger RNA, 3018 nt
Organism: Cuscuta campestris
Lineage: Eukaryota; Viridiplantae; Streptophyta; Magnoliopsida; Solanales; Convolvulaceae
Source: the annotation of a GenBank genome assembly
GCACAUUUCUUGAUUUCCGUGUUCUGCAAAACUAAAAACGGAAGUCCUCUUGGUGAAGUGAAGAAGACGAAGGAGUGAGUGGAAGACGAUGAAUUCGACGGUGUUCAAGGGGGCUAACGUCUUCAUGUCGCGGAAUCUGGUUCCGCCGGAGGACUUCGAUGCGCUUCACGAUACACUCAAGCGAAACGGAGCUCAGGUCUUCCUCUGCUGCGACCCAUCCCGAAACGGCCCUGAUGACUUCCAUGUCAUCUCCUCAAUGGAUCAUGAGAAAUUCGAGGAUCUCCUGUCAAAAGGCUGUAAUUUGAUAGGUCCUCGUUGUAUUCGUUUCUGUGCGAAUGAAUGCAGGAAACUCCCCAGUAAAGGAUUUACAUGUUGUUUUGCAAUGGAAGGUGUCAAAGUACUGGCAUCUGGUUUUGCGGGGGAUGAAAAGUUAAAAAUCAGAAAGCUAGUGAAAGCAAUGGGAGGCGUUUUUCAAGAAAAAGCAUCAAUGGAUGUUAACAUUGUUAUUGUGAAGAAUGUUUUGGCUGCAAAAUACUGGAUGGUUCUUGAGCUAUACUGCAAGGACCAGUUCUCCAUUUUGAGUGGUGUGGCUUGUUGCCUAACUAUUUGGUUCCCAACAUAUCUUAAAGUUGGCAAGCUCUUGGUACACGGGAGGAGUGGUGAUGUUGACGUUGCUUAUGGGAAGGCUAUCCUGGCAGUCACAAGCCACACUGCUAGACCGGGCCCACAUCAAAAGGGAUCCAUAAAUAUUAGCUAUAGUCUUAUUCCUGCUACUGUUGAGUCAUUCAGGGUCCAACCUUUUUCUGGGCUAACCAUUAGUGUUACCAGGAUCCCUGCAGCAUGCCUUAAUGAGGAGUCCUAUCACAUUCAGGGUAGUUCUGCAUCAACUAGGAAUGCUGCAAGAAUUAAAAACCAACACAGCUUAGAGAGUGGUAUUCAAAGCGUGCAUAGUUUUUCCUCCACUGCAACAGUAUCAAAUUCUGAAGCUGUUUCAUUUGGACAUGCUGUUGAUUCAGACAUGGGGGGCACCUUUUUUCAGAACGCACCUUCAUUUUCAGAGGAACCCUUGUUUUCCAAAGAGGAAAGAAAUGACCAUCCCAUCGAGCACCAAAAUUAUGAUGCUUUUACUGGUGAAUUUGUUGCUGGUGACUCUCAAACAGAUGAUAAUGACUUAUACCUUUCAGAUUGUAGACUUCUAAUUGUUGGUUUUAGUGCAUCUGAAAUGCGAAAACUUGUGAAUAUGGUUCGUAAAGGUGGCGGUUCCCGUUAUAUGUAUUUCAGUGAGAAGUUGACACACAUAAUAGUUGGAUCUCCAUCUGAGAUUGAAAUCAAAGAAAUAAGAAACCUCUCAGCUUUGGGUGUAAUUCAUGUGGUGAAACCAGAUUGGCUUGCAGACUGUACAAGUCAAAAGAAAGAAGUUCCUGUGCUUCAGAAGCAUAUUGCUAGUGAUUUAUUUCUUCCCAGAGAACACAUUAAAUCCAAUAAAGGUGUUUUCGUGAGCAAUGCUAUUGCAAAGCAAGGAAAUUCAAGUGAAGGUGUUCAGUGCCACAAGGAUUUCGAAUCUGGAAACUCACUGAAGGAGAGUAAAGAAGUAGAAAACAUAAAUAACAAAGGAUCUUCACAGAUAGAAAUCGAACCUCAGUUCUGUACACUGAAUGGUAAAGAUAAGGCUAAGUCGCACACAAAUCUCAGUGGAGCAGACCAAGCAGAUGAUGAUACAAAAACAUCGACUGUUUUUAAGGGAAAACGGUUUUGCUUUUCGAGCUGCUUCCCUGCCGAUCAGAGAGGUGACAUUAUACUGUGGGUAAAUCAAGGGGGAGGGGAGUUGGUGGAGGCUCAGAUUGAAACAGAUGUGCAUUUUGUUAUUGAACGCCAUGGUGUGAUGCGUUCCCAGACUGAUGCUGGUAUGACAUAUGUUUCAAGUCACUGGAUCAAGUCUUGUUUAGAGGAUGGGCGCUUGCUAGAUGUUGGCAGUCACAUUUGCUAUUCUCCACUUCCUUGUCAAGUACCUUUCCCUGCAUUUAAGAGCUUUCGUUUGGGUGUUUCACAGUACGAUGAAAAAGAAAAGAAGCUGCUAAGAAAUUUAUGCUUUAUUCUUGGAGCUAAGUUUGCUGAGAAAUUUUCUAGAAGGGCAACACAUUUAUUGUGUAAAUUCACUUGUGGCCAAAAGUAUGAGUUUGCUUGUAGGUUUGGUAUCCAACCUGUAACAUGUGAGUGGAUUUAUGAGUGUAUAAAACAGAACAAAGUAGUUGCUCCAGGUCCAUUUUAUCCAAAAGCAGUAACUUCUGAAAAUCAAGAAGCUGCAAUUUGUACAGCAAGCCAGUUUCCUACACAAGCUGCACAGAUGCUAUCAGAGGAUGUCUCUCAGGUUCAGAAUGAGUCCAAAGAACUUGAGACUAUGCAUAAUGAAGCUUUUACCGCCAGAAGUGCUACUGAUAUUACUACAUCUGGGGCAAUUCCUCCAGAAAAUAGGAAGAUUGAAAGAACCAAAGAUUGUGUUAUAAUGUCUGAUGUCGCUAACCUGAUUGAGGAUUGUUUAGAGCACACAAACAAGAUCAAGAUCAUGGAGAUCAACAGCCUUCUCUCCGAUUGUCUCAGCAUUGGACAAACAGAAGCUUCGAGUGACAGAGACGAGGAUGCAAAGAUGGAUGUGUGGUCAUAUAAGUUUGGACAAGGUUCCAACUUAAGAUAAUUAGAAGAAGGUGGGAGUGGUCUCUGUGGACGAUAGACUGCGUGGAGAUUGAUUGACAUAGUCUGGGCACGUACUAAGGACAAGUACGGAUGCUUUGGUGAAGUGGUGCGGCAAGCUUGUAAUAGGAGACGUGAGUAGGGGUAUAGAGGUAGACCUAAGAACUGUAAGAAGAGUUGGAAAGAGGUGAUUAGACAUGACUUGCAGCUUCAAGAGUUAACUGAAAAUAUGACCUUAGAUAAGAACGUCUAGAGGUCUUAGAUUAGGAUGUAGGGUAGGCAUUUGGGUAGUGCCUUACCCUUGUGAAGGACUAAAUGCCUUAAUUUGCU